Molecule: messenger RNA, 2900 nt
Organism: Linum tenue
Lineage: Eukaryota; Viridiplantae; Streptophyta; Magnoliopsida; Malpighiales; Linaceae
Source: the annotation of a GenBank genome assembly
CGUAAAUCGGUUCAAUUCAUGUAAUAUGUGUAUUUUCUAGGUCGGUUGUCUUCAACCAUCGCCGUUGAAGAAACGUACCGGCCAACCGUACUGAAAGCCUGAAUUGCAGAGCGGCACAAGAGCAAAGAACAUACGGGGAGGGCAAUAUGAGGACCAUUGGCAAUCCCCGAAGUGCGCUAUCGCUGAGUUUGUCGAUGCCACUCCGCUCUUUCUUCGACUCACAAGAGCCACCGCUUCUGGUCCUUUUCACUCGCAGGCGUUGCUCCACUGUGUGCAUCAGUAGCGAUCCUCCUCAGGUGGAUAACAAUGUUGGCGAGGGUGAAGGAGGGGCCGGUCAUGGUGUUAAUCGCAGAACCUCGAACAAGACAAAGAAGGCGAAAUCCAUGGCGCGGAUUAUUAGUUCCAAACCCUGGUCAGCUGAGGUCGAGACCUCUCUCUCCACCAUAUCUUCAUCAAUCUCCAAGACCACAGUGAUGGAAGUUCUCCGUCUCGUGAAAAACCCAUCAAAUGCCCUGGAAUUCUUCAACUGGGUUCCCAAAAUGGGGUUCACCCACGACCAAGACUGUUACUUCUCGAUGCUGGAAAUCUUGGGUCGCGCUGGAAAACUCAAUGCUGCUCGUAACUUCCUCUCCUCCAUUGAGAAAAAGUCUAAAGGCGCUGUGAGGCUUCAUGACCGGUUCUUCAAUAGCUUGAUUCGGAGCUACGGUGAUGCAGGGUUGUUUAAUGAGUCUCUAAAGGUUUUCGCUUUGAUGAAAUCGCUAGGCGUGUCUCCAUCUGUGAGAACUUUCAAUAGUCUUUUCUUGGUCUUGCUUAAACGAGGAAAGACCAAUAUGGUCAAGAGCAUGUUUGAUGAUAUGCUACACACUUAUGGUGUUUUUCCUGAUACGUAUACUUUUAACAUUCUGAUUAGAGGGUUCUGUAAGAAUACCUUGGUUGAUGAGGGAUUUAGGUUCUACAAUCAGAUGGUGGAAUCAAAAUGUGAUCCUGAUGUUGUUACCUAUAACACGCUUAUGGAUGGGUUGUGUAGAGUAGGCAAGGUACAGACCGCACAUAAUGUGAUGAAGGGGAUGAAUAAGAAAGGUAGGGAUGUGAAACCUGAUGUUGUUACUUAUACAACUUUGGUAAGAGGUUAUUGCAUGAAACUGGAGAUCGAUGAGGCUAUGGCGGUUUUCGAGGAGAUGGUUGAGAGGGGGUUGAAACCAAAUGAUAUUACUUUUAACACACUAAUUAAGGGGCUCUGUGAGGCGCAGAAGUUUGACAAGAUCAAAGAGGUUCUCGAGGGUGCCUUAGGUGGUGGAGGUUUUACUCCUGAUACUUGUACUUAUAAUACACUAUUGUAUACACAUUGCAAUGCGGGGAAUCUUGACGAUGCAUUGAAUGUGUUUGAGAAGAUGAUGGAAUUAAAAGCUCAACCUGAUUCUGCUACGUAUAGUGUUCUGAUCAGAAACUUAUGCAAGAAGAAGGAUUUUGAGAGAGCAGAGAAACUUUUUGAUAAGCUUUUCGAAAAGAAGAUUCUAGUGAAUGACAAUGGCUGUACUCCUCUUGUUGCAGCUUAUAGCCCAAUUUUUGAGUUCUUGUGUAAAAGUGGCAAGACUUACAAGGCGGAUAGAGUGUUCAGGCAGCUGAUGAGGAGGGGAACACAAGAUCCUUCUUGUUACAAGACUUUGAUCAUGGGGCACUGCAGGGAAGGUGAAUUUGAAGCUGGUUAUGAACUUCUGGUGUUGAUGCUAAGAAGAGGCUUCCUCCCUGAAUUCGAAACUUAUCAGUCAUUAAUUGAUGGCUUCUUGCAGAAAGGGGAACCCGUUCUGGCUCAGCAGACACUAGAAAUGAUGUUAAAGAGCAGUUACCUACCUACAGCAGCUACUUGUCACUCUAUACUAGCACUACUACUGGAAAAGGGGUGUACUCAUGAAUCAGCUAGGUUUAUUAAACUGAUGCUGACGAGGAAGAUUAGGCAAAAUAUACAACUUUCUACGGAAACUGUGAGGUUACUGUUUAGCAGGGGACAGAGAGAUAAUGCAUAUCAGAUUACUGAUCUACUCAAUGAAAACGGUUACAUAAUCGACAUGGAGAAAGUGAUAAGUUUUCUUUGCAGAAGUGCAAAGCUGUUGGAGGCACAACAGAUGAUGCUAUUUUGGUUGGAUAAGGCUGGUAAGCAUCACUUGAUUGACGUUAGCACUUGCAACGCCAUCAUUGAGGGUCUCUGCAAGAAGAAGAGGCUUUCUGAGGCAUUUCAGUUGUUUGUAGCUUUGGUGGAGAAAAACAAACAUAGAGAGCUGAUCUGUGCAGAAGAAUUAGCUGCUGCUUUAGGUGCCAAGGGACAAGUAGAAGAAGCUAGCUUCAUAAAUAAGAGGAUGCAAAACCAGUGGGAGUCGGUUAAAUUUCAAACACCUCUGGAAGUUGCUGAGACAUGAGACUCGCAGCGGCGACUGAGAAUACAGGAGACUUGCAUCAGCGACUGAGAAUGCAGGAGACUCGCAGCGACGAGACAUGGGUGGCUGCCAGAGAGGGGAGUCGCAGUCAGGCAGCUGGAAUCAAGAUCAUCGGGAACAGGAAGACAGAUCAGAAUUAUUACUGGACAUCAGUUGCCCUCACUAGUCAGACUUUGACAGGUACAAGAACCAAGUUUUAACUUGCUUACUUUUACCCUGGUUGAUUGCGGGGCAGGCUACAUGACAUGACAUGACUACUUGUACAAGUGCUUCUGUAUUAUGUUUACGUUGAACUCAAUCUAGAAAAGACAGCUGUAUAUAUCAUAGCUGAUUAUCCUCACUUGGUAUUUAUGAGUUAUGAUCGAGGUUCAGUGACAUUCCUGAAACUCUCGCGGCGGUUGAGUCAUGUAAACUUCUUCACCGAGUUCGUUGUUUCUGUGUUUUGAUUCUACUGCUUGAUAAAAUAAA